This is a messenger RNA of Anopheles coustani, 768 nucleotides long. RefSeq lists its product as uncharacterized. Lineage: Eukaryota; Metazoa; Arthropoda; Insecta; Diptera; Culicidae. The record is from RefSeq and is a predicted model, not a curated record. The coding region runs from base 1 to 768 and encodes 255 amino acids. The transcript is spliced from 2 exons.
AUGAAACGUACAUUCGAGUACUUUGCGCCCACCAUUUGCUACGACAAACCCGCCGCCGCCGUAGUGUCGAAGGAAGAAUGUGACGCUCGAAGGUCCCAAGCCCUUCGAGGUACACUAGUGUUGGAGUUGAUCGUACCGAAAAAAUCGGCCAAAGUUUGGUCCAUGCAGAAGGGCGAUCUGUGCCGCAUUUCGCUUCCGGAGGGAUCGCAGGUUGGCGACGUUAACUUGUGGAACCUGGAGAACCCGCGGAAGGAACGAUUCUUCUCGGGCAAGACUCGCCAGAUCCAUUCUACGCAUCUGAAAACGUACGAUCGUCUGUGGAGUUGCUUUCCGUACCUGCGUCCGAUGGCCACCUUCGUGAAGGAUUCGCUCGAGGAUUACGGUAUCGAUCGCGAUGGAGGAUCGUUGCACGAUGUCGCCGGGACGAGGUGUGAUGAUUACAUCUACAAGCUGAUCACCGGAGAGGAUCGCGUAGGCAGUUGUCACAGCUACCUAACGGCCGCUGUCCGAGAGUACGGACUCUCGGAGGAGGACGUUCAUGACACGUGGAAUAUUUUUAUGUGUACCGGUUUCACAAGAGAUACGCAACAAUACUUCUGCAAGCCUAGUCCAGCUCGGAAAGGAGACUUUAUUGAGUUUAUUGCGGACAUGAAUUUACUCGCAGCUCUGAGCGCUUGUCCACAAGGCGACGUUUCGAUUCAAGUAGGACAAAAGGUGCCGGAUGAGAAGUGCUUCCCGAUGAAAGUUGAAGUUUACCGACCAAACUGA